Molecule: messenger RNA, 641 nt
Organism: Bactrocera neohumeralis
Lineage: Eukaryota; Metazoa; Arthropoda; Insecta; Diptera; Tephritidae
Exons: 3
Coding region: 12-641 (209 amino acids)
Biological process (GO): regulation of transcription by RNA polymerase II
Cellular component (GO): nucleus; transcription regulator complex
Molecular function (GO): DNA binding
Source: RefSeq, a predicted model, not a curated record
GUUUAUUUAAAAUGAAUGUAGAAGAAUUAAUAAGUGAAGUUUUUUCUCGGCCGGCUUUGUGGGAUCAGAAAAAUAAAUGUUAUCAUAACCGUGUUUUAGUGGAAAAGCUAUGGAUGUCCGUUGCUUCAGAAAUGAAAAUACCAAGUAAGUUAGGAAGACUUAAAAAAAAAUGGAAGUAUUUACGCGAUCAAUUUCGAUGUGAAGUACGCAAAAUUCCAACUCCAAAAUCGGGGGAUGCCGCAUCACAAAUUACUUCGAAAAAUGGAAAAAAGACUGUAUUGGAUGAAGAUGAAGCAUUUUUUGUAACUCUUUUGCCGCAUAUUCGGAAGUUGGACCCAGAGAAUAAAUUUCUGUGUCGAAUGGAAAUGCAAAAUGUACUUUAUAAAUACGUGUAUGCAAAAGUUAAAAAUAUGCCCACACUGUCCAAUGAAACUUCAAGAUACGCGCCUUUGUCUUCACCAAUCAGCGUUUCUUCUGAAAGCUACCAGAUAAAUUCUUUAGACCUUAGCACAAUUCUUUGUUUUCAACCGAUCUCAUUUACCACAGUUGAAGGUACAAAUAUACCAUCAACUUCAUCAUCAUUGGUUCCAGACCAAAAUACAAUGGAAACUAUAAUUUAUUCAUCUUUAAAUUCUUCCUAA